This is a messenger RNA of Cinclus cinclus, 4801 nucleotides long. RefSeq names its product PH domain containing endocytic trafficking adaptor 2 (gene PHETA2). The record is from RefSeq and is a predicted model, not a curated record. Gene Ontology annotation, biological process: endosome organization; receptor recycling; retrograde transport, endosome to Golgi. Lineage: Eukaryota; Metazoa; Chordata; Aves; Passeriformes; Cinclidae. Bases 25 to 831 code for a protein of 268 amino acids. The transcript is spliced from 2 exons. Gene Ontology annotation, cellular component: trans-Golgi network; early endosome; recycling endosome.
CUGACCUGCACAGCUGGUGGGGUGAUGAAGCUGAAUGAGCGGAGCGUGGCCCACUACGCCACCUGCGACUCGCCUGCCGACCAUGCUGGCUUUCUGCGCAAGCGGGUGGAGCGGCACCACCACCAUGGCACUUCCUACCAGCGCCGCUGGUUCGUCCUCAAGGGCAACCUCCUCUUCUACUUCGAGGAGCGGGAGAGCCGGGAGCCCGUGGGGCUGGUGGUCCUGGAGGGCUGCACUGUGGAGCUGUGCGAGGCCGCUGAGGAGUUCGCCUUUGCCAUCCGCUUCGAUGAUGCCGGUGCCAGGGCUUAUGUGCUGGUGGCCGAUGGGCAGGCUGCCAUGGAGGCCUGGGUGAAGGCACUCUCGCGGGCCAGCUUCGACUACAUGCGGCUGGUGGUAAAGGAGCUGGAGAAGCAGCUGGAGGAGGCCUGCAAGAGCUUGGCUGCUUGCCGUAAGUCUCCACAGAGGUCCUUCUCUUCCUCCUCUGGCAGGAAGAGGCAUCUCUCCAACCCUGCCUUGCAGCCUCUCCAGGAGAAACCCACCACCCUGGAGAAUGGCUACUCCACGUGGAGUAGUGGUGGUUGUGUCGCCGGUGGAGCCACCUGCACUGACCAUGACGGGGGACAAAUGAAACCCCCGCCCCUGCCUCCACGCCGGCGCUCGGCCGCCGGCAGUGCCACAGGAUCCCCAGCACCUGGCCUCUUACCAGCCAUGCUGGAGAGCCCAGUGUCACCAGAAACGAUCUGCUUCUCCAAGCUGCACAGCUGGUACGGGCAGGAGAUCACAGUGCUGAGACGGCAGUGGCAGGAGAGGCAGAAGAGGGGACGCCCGUGACUGGGGGCACAGGACCCAAGUCACUGGCCAGCUGUGCCCAGUAGCCUGUCCUGCAUGCAGGAAGAAUGAAGUGAAGCGAAGGACGCUGCUUGCCCCUGCCGUCAGGAGUGGCUGAGUGUGUGGUGUGUAUAUGCUUCACUUGGUACGGAUUCAAAUCUCCUCUAAACCUCACAUUUAAUUUCCAUGAGGCUUUAUACAGCUGGAGAGUUUGUAACACCAGGGGAGCCAGCUUUAUUUAAACUCUCUGUGCUGGAAAUAGGAGCUGCCCAAAUCAGCACAUAUGCAAUGAACCUCAGCCAACGGGCUUGGCCACUUGCUGUCCUUGAUAUGGUGGAUGCUCCGGGUGUUUGAUCCCCUACCUCUCCUUCACCACAUUUUUUUUGUGUUUUGUUUCUCAGUGUGGGGGUUUGCUUUCGGUCAGUGCUUUUUACUGUCUGUGGUCUUGUACCAAAGGCCUUCUGCCUUUGUUCUUCUGCAGCAGCUAAGGCUGAGCUCUUAUGAAGUGCCUCUGACAGGCCACUGGCCCUGGCAUGUGCCUCCAGCCUUGUCCCUCUCUCACUACAGGACGUGUAAGCCACUGCAGCUGUUGCUGGCCCAGCAGCUGGGGCCUUUGCAUUGUUCUUUUACUUUCAUCUGCACUAACCCUUCUUUCAGUUAAAUCCUUCAGGAUGUGGAUAUGGUCUUGCAACUCUCUCUUUGUGUGCUCAUACUCAGCAGCAAGCCUGAAAUGGAGACAGGGAGCUUGACUUGAAGCCACAGAGAGGACACCAGGAGCUCCCCAGGGCUGAUCUGAACUCUGUCAAGUGGUAACCAAGCCUGAUAACAUCUCUGGCUCAAGGUUUCCCUGUUUCUAAACAGGAAUGCUUAAGCCUCUUUGCCUGGGUAGGAGUAAAUUUUUCAGCCUUUGCUUAGACCACAGCCCCAGUAAAGUGCCAUAUAGGGCUCAACCUGCUCAUCGGGCUGCUUACCCAAGAGGGUGUCCAGAGCCACACUCCUGCAGGGCCUCUCUCAGUGUUGUGACUCUGCCCAGCUCCUGGAAGUGCUGCACAUUUGGAGGAGAGGCUUUGAAGGAGUGGGGAGGGAGAGAGGGCUGGUCUUAGGAGGAAAAGUGAAGGUGUGGGAGUGAGUUAUGGGUGUUGGCAGUGUCUGGGCUUGCCUCUCCAGUGUCAAAGCAUUCUGCCUGCACCUGGCCUGCUGACACUUCCCUCUCAUUUCAUGUCAGCAUUGCUUGGCUGUUCUCUGCAGCACAUCCCAUCCUCCCAGCAGGCUGGGAGGGCUGCAGGGAUGGCACAUCUGCCACCUCACUAUGGAAAGAGACUUGUCCAUCAGUAGGUCAGAAACCUUGGCCACAAGGCACACGGUACAAGCAGGAGGGUGCCAGGUCCAGGGACUUGAACUUCCUUGGGAUGCAGUUUAAAAAUCUCCCUUAUCUAGUUGCAUGCUUCCCAUCUAAAAACAUUAAAUCUGUUUUAUUGUCCUGUUUAUUAAGGAGCUUUGCUAGGAAAGCAAAAACCCAUUUCAGGUCAUGACAGGCUGGAACCUUUCUGGACUUAAACAUACUUGGCUUCCUACUUUGCAAUAGCCUGUAGAGAUAGCCGGUGCAGAAAUCAGAUUCCUGUGAACUCUUGGUGCCUUUUAAUAUAUGUCUCUGGUAGUUUAGGAUGAUGACCUUCCAGCUUCCUGCCUAAUUAUGGCUUGAUGGUUUAUAAGAGGAAAACAGAUCUUAAAUUAGAUCUUACAAAUUACUUUGGUCAGUGAGAGUGUAACCUUCACUUGAGAGUAAUGCAAUCCAGUCUUCUCCAGUUCAUGGUUCUAUUACUUCACAGUAAGGGUCUUCAAGUUUGUGAAGAUUAUUUUUGUUCUGCUUUUGUGAAAACAGUUGAGAAAAUUCAGGAACAGUUGACCAUGGGGCAAGGCCCUGGCUUCACCAGCAGCUCAGCUGUUUGGACAUAGGGGCCGUUUCUGCCUCCCUACCCUGCUGCUUGAAGAGUUCAGUAUUGCAGCAUUCCUGGCUGUAAAUGUGUCCCCUUUCCCAUGCCAGGGCAGCAGCAUCAGAGGAUUGCACUACCUGGUGCCUCCGUGGUCUGAGCAUGAGUAUUUUGGGACCAAGGUCAAAUUUGUUGAGCAUUUUCCUGUGUUUUUGUUUUUGGGGGUUUUUUUAAUGUAAUACAGAGAGACUAUUCCUGAUGUCUCAGAUUAACAUAAGGCAGAUUGACAGUAAAAAUUUAACUUCCAAAACAAAUCAAAAUGUAGUGGCAGUUCCUACAUGAGGCCCAAGAAUUGGGAGUGACUUGAAGGGAAAAUAAAUUAACAAAGCCAGUUCUGUCAGAACUGAAACUGAGGCAGUAUUAUUCAUUUAAGGGCAGUUUCACUUUUAAGAAGAUUAGUUUGUUUUAAUAAGACAGGAUUGUGCUCAUAACACUACUAAAGAGCUUACAUUUAAUGCUUUAAUCUCUCCCAUUCAAAGGGCACAAUUUCCACGCUACCUACCUUUGCAUUAGCACAUAUCCCAACUAAAUCCCCAAUCCUGCAAAUGAGGCACUGUGCUCCACUUUCCGUCUGAUCACGUUUGGAGUAAUUUGGUGUUUUAUUCUGCAGUGCCGAUAAGAAAAUGGCUGAGUCCUGAUCCACAUUUAUGCUCAGCCUAGCCAUUCGUGCCUGGGCCUUUGCAAGGUAUCCAAAGCACUGCCUGACUUUGGAUGCACUUGAUCAGGGUUUUCUCACCAUCUCACUGCUGUAGUAGGGUUGUCCCUUUUCUGAGUGAAAACUGCCAUAAUUGGAGCCAUGCCCAAAUCUGUGUGGGAGUACAGGUUUCUUAAUGACCACUGCUUCAUUAGGCAGGAAGCAACUGAGUGCUGCACUGCCUCCUCGGGGAUGGAGGCUAUGGAGCCAGCCCAGAUGAAUUGGUUGUGCUGGCAGUGCCUUUGAAGCAGCCCCCAGGCAGGAGAUUGGGAUUUCAGCUUCCUGAGGUUGAACAUUCAUCUGGCUAAUGGAGCAGCAUGUCUUUCUGCAGGCAGAGAUUGUGACAGGAAGGGCAGAGUUUUCACUGCACAUGGUCCCUGGCAGCAAAAUAAGACUGAUUGGCACCCAGGGUUUUUCUCCAGUUGUUCAGGUUUGGGCUGUUUCACCUCCUGCAUCCACUUCCCCUUUUUAUUUUUAAAAACAGAAAAUGUCUAUCUAAACAGGUUCCUUGGCAAAGGGGGAGCUAAACACUGAAGCUGAAUGGGUACUCUUCUUAAAGUACUGAAGUAAGAUCCUUUUCUAAGAGUUUUCUUUAGUGAACAAGAAAUGAGAGAAAAGUGCUAAAAUUUAAAUUGAACAAGAAGGGCAAUUCUGACAUUGCCUUUGUAAGCUGUGCUGAGAAGGGCUCUCAAUCCUGGUAAAUAGUUGAUUAAAUCCUUACAUUUUUCUGAGGCUGGCCCUGUGAUAUAUAAUUUCUGCAUUUUUAAAAAAUUGUGCUGUUUUCCACUGAGUCCAGGUGAAGAGCAACCUGAAGCUUUUACCUGUGGCCACUCAUUAGCCAUGUGGUGGACAAUCAUGACCAAGAUUAGACAUUUUGUGUUACAGCAGCUACUGCAUUAAUAGUGCCUGGGGGAGCCACUCCUCAAUGUUACCUCUCUCGGCUGCCUUUGCAGAGAAGCUGAAAAAAAAAAAACAAAAACAACACUGAUAUGCAGGGGGGGCAUCUUUCACCAGCAGCACCAAAAUCGUGUUCUCUCCGCACAAUUACCUGGAAAACACUACGAGCAACUCUUGCCUUUCCAAGUGCUUCUAUUUUAGGUAGGACGUGUUGCUGUUCUUAGGAGGCGGUUUUGCAUGCGCCUUUGUUUUACACGCGGAAUUUAUAUUAUACCUUUCAUUAUAUUGUUUAGAGUUUGUGUUACGCGCGGAACUUGUAUUACGCAUCUCAUUACAUUGUUUAGAGUUUGUAUUUUGUGCAGCGAAGCCGAAUAAACCGGUUUGAUUUGUA